Messenger RNA from Jatropha curcas, 2143 nucleotides. Its product is annotated as methyltransferase. Gene Ontology annotation, molecular function: S-adenosylmethionine-dependent methyltransferase activity. The record is from RefSeq and is a predicted model, not a curated record. NCBI's taxonomy places the organism in Eukaryota, Viridiplantae, Streptophyta, Magnoliopsida, Malpighiales, Euphorbiaceae.
UCCGGUUACCACGGAUCUUUGGUCUUUAUCCUCAAAUCUCUGGUCAUUUUUCUCCCCGUUCUCUGAUUUCUCACAAAUUUCAGCUCUUUCGUUCACUCUCUUACAGCAAGCGAUGAUCUCUCUUUCCUAAGCUCUCGCCUGAGCAAAAUCCAUCAUGUUUUCCAUGUCUGCCCUUCCUAUCUCUCUCUAUUUCCUUAUUUGUGCCACUGCUUCCAGAAGAAGUGUCCUUGUCGGAGCCAACCACACCUCUGCCCGCUUCUGCUCCCGUUAACUGGUGUAUUUUGCUCCGAUUGCUAGGUUUUUAGAUUCGUUUCCACUUAAACAAACCACACAGACAAUAUUGUUGUUUUUUUAGUUAGGUGUAUAGGUUGAUAAUCAUGGAGACCACCGCUGGCAAACCCAGCUUUCUCAGGAAUUUAAUAGCACGGGUGCUUCUAUUCGGGGUUUUAAUCAUCAUCGUUCGAUUCGCUUACAUUGUCACCAUCGCCGGCGAGUCUUGUAAUCUCGGUGACUUCUGCUUUUUUUCCCUGCCGGAAAAUUUUAACUUUGUUAUUCCCGCGGCUGGGACUGGCGCUUCUGCGGUGAAUAAAGCAGUUCGGCCGGCGGGUCUCAGUCAAGGCGAUCUCUACACCAGCAAAGACUGGAUCAAGGCCGUUCAAUUCUACUCCUCGGUGUUUCAGGAUCUGAUGUCAGAAGGUUAUCUCUCGCCGGGCUUCAAGUCCUUAUGUGUAGAGACACCAAACGGACAGGACGUCUAUGCCUUGAAAGAGAUCGGCGUAUCCGAUUCGGUUGGAAUUUUCAAGAAAGCUUUUAAGCCUUUGGUAAUUUCCAGUAAAACGAGUCGCUUGCCGUUCGAUGAUAAUACCUUUGACUUCGUUUUCUCUGGUAAAGGCGGUCUCGAUAAAGCGUCUCGGCCGGUGGAUCUGGCAUCGGAAAUCGCCCGGACUUUGAAACCCGAAGGGUUUGUGGUGGUCCACGUGAGGGCAAAAGAUACGUAUAGCUUUAAUUCAUUCCUUGAUUUGUUUAAUUCUUGCAUGUUGAUAAAGUCGCAUAAUAUAGAUGGUUACGAUCCGUCAAUGCCUUAUAUUAGAGAAAUUGUGCUGCAAAAACAGGCUGGGAAUUUUGGCCGGCCGGUGAAAGAGUCCGGCGGAAGUUCUGUGAAUAAGUGCUCUGUCCCGGAGCAUAAACGGGUACUAAUCCAAAAUGCGGAGCCUUUGAUUAAAGAGGAGCCUUUGAAGCCAUGGAUUACUUUAAAAAGGAAUAUAAAGAACAUAAAGUAUUUGUCAUCAAUGGCUGAUAUAAGCUUUAAGAAUAGAUAUGUUUAUGUUGAUGUUGGAGCUAGGAGUUAUGGGUCUAGCAUAGGAAGUUGGUUCAAGAAGCUAUACCCAAAACAGAAUAGAACUUUUGAAGUGUAUGCAAUUGAGGCUGAUAAAGCUUUUCACGGAGAGUACAAGUUGAAAAAAGGUGUUACAUUAUUGCCAUAUGCAGCCUGGGUGAAGAAUGAAACAUUAACUUUUGAAAUUAAUCGCGACCCUGGUAAGGAAGUGAAGGAUAAAGGGAGAGGAAUGGGAAGAAUCCAGCCGGCGAAGUUAUCGGCUAAGACUGAUGAGAAUUUUGAUGGAGAAGUAGAUGAGAUUCAGGGUUUUGAUUUUGCAGAGUGGUUGAAGAAUACGGUGACAGAGAAGGAUUUUGUGGUGAUGAAGAUGGACGUGGAAGGGACCGAGUUUGAUUUAAUACCUCGAUUGUUUAAAACAGGUGCAAUUUGUUUGAUUGAUGAAAUCUUUCUUGAAUGCCAUUACAAUAGGUGGCAAAGAUGUUGUCCUGGACAGAGGAGCCCCAAAUAUGAGAAAACUUAUGGACAAUGCUUAAAACUUUUUACUUCUUUGAGAGACAGUGGUGUUCUUGUUCAUCAAUGGUGGUGAUUGGUAAGAAAAUCCAAUAGAUUCUUUUGUAACAUUUUAGGUUCUAGUUUGUUCAUCAAUGGUGGUGAUUGGUCACAGUCCUAUACAUCUAUUGGAACAUUUUAGGUUUUAUUUUUUAAUUUUUUGGUUAAAAGAAAGAACUCACAUUUUAAAUAUCCUUGUUAUUUUCAUGUAAGAAUUGUUGCUGCAAAUGAAAGGUUCAAUUAUUUCAGUUUUCGGUA